Lathyrus sativus (Indian pea) is the source of this 411-nucleotide messenger RNA. The record is from the annotation of a GenBank genome assembly. NCBI's taxonomy places the organism in Eukaryota, Viridiplantae, Streptophyta, Magnoliopsida, Fabales, Fabaceae.
AUGGCGCAGUGCGUAACCAAUACCUUUCUACAAGGAAAACCAUUCCUUCCACUUCCCACAAAAAACUUUCAGCAGCAACAAGGAAAAAAAGUGGGUAAUUUCGGAGUAUGGUGUAAGAAAAAAGACAUACACCCAGAAUUCUACGAAGAUGCUAAGGUUUAUUGUAACAACGAGCUUGUUAUGACAACCGGUGGAACUCAGAAAAAGUAUGUUGUUGAUGUUUGGUCAGGUAACCACCAGUUUUACCUCGGUAACCGUUCAUCCAACAUGGUGGAUGAUGAUCAGGUGGAGAAGUUCCGUAAGAAGUUCGGUGAUUUAUCGGACAUUAUGGAGAUUCCUGUACUCAAAGGUGAGAUUGUUGUUCCUUCAAGGCGUAAAGGGAUUAAAAGUGGUGGAGGGAAGAAGAAGUAG